UCACAGUACAACAGCAUGGAGCAGCUGUGCAUCAACUUCACCAAUGAGAAACUGCAACAGUUGUUUGUCCUGGAGCAAGAGGAGUACAAGAAGGAGGGUAUUGUCUGGGAGUUCAUUGACUUUGGCAUGGACUUGGCUGCCUGCAUUGAGCUGAUUGAAAAGCCCAUGGGCAUCUUCUCCAUCCUUGAAGAGGAGUGCAUGUUCCCCAAGGCCUCAGACACAUCCUUCAAGAACAAGCUGUAUGACCAGCAUCUUGGCAAAAACAAAGCAUUUGAGAAGCCAAAGCCUGUCAAAGGCAAGCCUGAGGCCCACUUCUCCCUGGUGCACUAUGCUGGUACUGUGGACUACAAUAUCAUCGGCUGGCUGGAAAAGAACAAGGACCCACUGAAUGAGUCUGUUGUGCAGCUCUACCAGAAAUCCUCAGUUAAACUGCUGGCUCAUCCGUAUACUCCCUGUACUGGUGGUGGCAAGAAGGGAGGCAAGAAGAAGGGUGGUUCUAUGCAGACUGUGUCUUCACAGUUCAGGGAAAACUUGGGCAAGCUGAUGACAAACUUGAGGAGCACACAUCCUCACUUUGUGCGCUGCUUGAUUCCCAAUAAGUCAAAGAUCCCAGGUCUGAUGGAGAACUACCUGGUCAUCCACCAGCUCAGGUGUAACGGUGUGCUGGAGGGUAUCAGAAUCUGCACAAAAGGUUUCCCCAGCAGAAUCCCCUAUGCUGACUUCAAGCAGAGUUAUCACUGGAAUUUCUAA
This is a messenger RNA of Larimichthys crocea (large yellow croaker), 750 nucleotides long. RefSeq names its product myosin heavy chain, fast skeletal muscle-like. Gene Ontology annotation, biological process: actin filament organization. The transcript is spliced from 5 exons. The record is from RefSeq and is a predicted model, not a curated record. NCBI's taxonomy places the organism in Eukaryota, Metazoa, Chordata, Actinopteri, Sciaenidae. Gene Ontology annotation, molecular function: ATP binding; actin filament binding; microfilament motor activity. Gene Ontology annotation, cellular component: cytoplasm; actin cytoskeleton; myosin complex. Bases 16 to 750 code for a protein of 244 amino acids.